This is a messenger RNA of Sapajus apella (tufted capuchin), 5578 nucleotides long. It is a transcript of the gene FERMT1, whose product is annotated as fermitin family member 1. Gene Ontology annotation, cellular component: focal adhesion. Gene Ontology annotation, biological process: integrin-mediated signaling pathway; cell-matrix adhesion. Bases 831 to 2921 code for a protein of 696 amino acids. The record is from RefSeq and is a predicted model, not a curated record. NCBI's taxonomy places the organism in Eukaryota, Metazoa, Chordata, Mammalia, Primates, Cebidae. Gene Ontology annotation, molecular function: integrin binding. The transcript is spliced from 15 exons.
UGGCCCAGACUUCCGCAUGCAGCCUGCCCUCGGGUCUCCUGGAGUCUCCCCAGGUCGGGCGCCUCAGCUUUGGUGAGAGUCACACGCGACACACCCUCUUACUCAGAGACGAAUCGCUCUGUUGCCUCCCCUCGCUGACCACAGGUGCUCCAGGGCUCUUUCUAAAGGAGACAGCUAUUCCAGCCGGGAGGCUGGAGUCUCCCGGCCUGAAGGCCCCGGGGUGUGAGGGAUGGGUUUGCCUGGAAGGAGAGGAAGUGGCCGCGCGGCUUUAAUCAUCGGGGCUAGUCCCCGGCGGGCCUCGGGGGACAGGGAAACUGGAGGCGGCCUUAAAGCGGCGAGAUGAGAGGUCGCAAGAGGAGCUGCAGAGUGAGCGUGCGUCCAGCUUCUCGCCGCCAAACCGCCCUUCCGCCACCCUUUGCCCUUAAAAAUCUGCAGACUGCGCCUCCUCUCCGAGGGAGCGAGACCUAGCAGGCCCGGGGCUGGGCGUGCCCUCGCCUGCCCCGCCGCGCGCUGCCCUCAGCCGGGCCGCUGGGGGCCGCGCAGGGCGGAGACAGUGCACCUGGCACAUUGUGCCCGGCGGGCGGCGGACACCGAGCCUCAGCGGGAGGUCCCGGCGCAGCUUCGCCAGCGCGCCCUGGCUCCAGCCCACCCCUGCUGCAGCCUUGGCUGGGCAGCCGCCGACACUGGACGCCCCCCGCUCCCAACUUCGCCAGCGCCUCCUCCCCGGCUCUGCGCCGGGCGGUUUGUAGGGACUCAGCUCUCCACGUGCAAGUCUGUGAAGCGGCACGCAACAGGCUCCUGGAAAGGAGAAGACACCAGCAUUUGCCACAAUGCUGUCAUCCACUGACUUUACAUCUGCCUCCUGGGAGCUUGUGGUUCGCGUUGAUAAUCCCAGUGAAGAAGAGCAGAAAGAUGUCACACUGCGAGUGUCUGGAGACCUUCAUGUCGGGGGAGUGAUGCUCAAGUUAGUAGAACAGAUCAACAUAUCCCAAGACUGGUCAGACUUUGCUCUUUGGUGGGAACAGAAGCGUUUCUGGCUUCUGAAAACCCACUGGACCCUGGACAAAUAUGGGGUCCAGGCAGAUGCAAAGCUUCUCUUCACCCCUCAGCAUAAAAUGCUGCGCCUUCGCCUGCCAAAUUUGAAGAUGGUGAGGUUGCGAGUCAGCUUCUCAGCCGUGGUUUUUAAAGCUGUCAGUGAUAUCUGCAAAACCCUGAAUAUUAGAAGAUCAGAAGAGCUUUCCUUGUUAAAGCCUUCUGGUGACUAUUUUAAGAAGAAGAAGAAAAAAGACAAAAAUAAUAAGGAACCUGUAAUUGAAGAUAUUCUAAACCUAGAGAGUUCUCCAACAGCUUCUGGUUCACCAGCAAGUCCUGGUUUAUACAGUAAAACCAUGACCCCCAUAUAUGACCCCAUCAGUGGAACACCAGCAUCAUCCACCAUGACUUGGUUCAGUGACAGCCCUUUGACGGAGCAAAACUGCAGCAUCCUGGCAUUCAGCCAACCCCCCCAGUCCCCAGAAGCACUUGCGGAUAUGUACCAGCCUCGGUCUCUGAUUGAUAAAGCCAAGCUCAAUGCAGGUUGGCUGGACUCCUCACGCUCCCUUAUGGAACAAGGCAUCCACGAGGAUGAGCAGCUGCUGUUACGAUUUAAAUACUACUCUUUCUUCGACUUGAAUCCUAAAUAUGAUGCUGUCCGAAUAAACCAACUCUAUGAACAAGCCAGGUGGGCCAUUCUCUUAGAAGAAAUUGAUUGCACAGAGGAAGAAAUGUUGAUCUUUGCAGCUCUACAGUACCACAUUAGCAAACUGUCAUUGUCUGCUGAAGUACAGGAUUUUACAAGCGAGUCCGAGGUUGAUGAAAUAGAAGCAGCGCUUUCUAAUUUGGAAGUAACCCUAGAAGGUGGAAAAGCAGACAGCCCUUUGGAGGACAUUACUGAUAUCCCUACACUUGCAGAUAAUCUCAAAUUAUUUAGGCCCAAGAAGUUACUACUAAAAGCUUUCAAACAGUAUUGGUUUGUCUUUAAAGACACAUCCAUAGCCUAUUUUAAAAAUAAGGAACUUGAACAAGGAGAACCAGUAGAAAAACUAAAUCUUAGAGGCUGUGAAGUUGUGCCAGAUGUAAACGUAGCAGGGAGAAAAUUUGGAAUCAAGUUACUAAUUCCUGUGGCCGAUGGUAUGAAUGAAAUGUAUUUGAGAUGUGACCAUGAGAAUCAAUAUGCCCAAUGGAUGGCUGCCUGCACGUUGGCAUCGAAGGGCAAAACCAUGGCAGACAGCUCCUACCAGCCAGAGGUCCUCAACAUCCUUUCAUUUCUGAGGAUGAAAAACAGGAACUCUGCGUCUCAGCUGACUUCCAGUCUCGAAAACAUGGAUGUGAACCCAGAAUGUUUUGUAUCACCACGGUGUGCAAAAAAACACAAAUCUAAACAGGAUGAUUACAGAGCAGCCGGUGCAUGUGAGGAGAGGUUGAUGUCUGUUUCUGCUCAGCUGGCUGCCCGGAUCCUGGAGGCGCACCAGAACGUGGCCCAGAUGCCCCUGGUCGAAGCCAAGCUGCGGUUCAUCCAGGCGUGGCAGUCACUGCCUGAGUUCGGCCUCACCUACUACCUUGUCAGAUUUAAAGGAAGCAAGAAAGAUGAAAUUCUGGGAGUUUCAUAUAACAGGUUGAUUAAAAUCGAUGCCGCCACCGGGAUUCCAAUGACAACAUGGAGAUUCACAAAUAUCAAACAGUGGAAUGUAAACUGGGAAACCCGGCAGGUGGUAAUUGAGUUUGACCAAAACGUCUCUACUGCGUUCACCUGCCUGAGUGCAGAUUGCAAGAUUGUGCACGAGUACAUUGGGGGCUACAUUUUCUUGUCCACCCGCUCCAAGGACCAGAAUGAAACACUUGAUGAGGACUUGUUCCACAAAUUGACCGGCGGUCAGGAUUGAAGCAAGCACGUGCCUACUCGGCUCACACCAGCAAGGACAAACCAAAGGCGCCUCUCCCCAGAGGGAUGGGAUCCAUGACUUGCUCAGCAUGUAGAUGCUGGACUAACAGACAAUAUACGUUCACCUCUGGUCACCUGGAGCCUCACCUUAUUUCAAACCCACUGGGUUUUUUCCUUUUGGCACAUCCCUUUCCUUUACCCUGUGCUACCAGGAAGGAGCCUCUCUUGUUUUUUCUAUAAAACGGGUGUGCAGGAGAAAGGGAGGUGCCCUAAGAUUGCUCUAAGGCCCAGCCUGUGGUUACAGAUCUGUGACUUGCAGAACCUGCCAGGUGUAUGGCUAGAAGUUGUCCUUGUGCUGAUGUGUCUCAUUACUAAGUCAGUGGAGAAGACAAAGGUAAAAAUCAUGUAUCUGGUUUACAUCAUAAAGUACAAUUCUCAUUUUACAAACUCAGGUAUGAAACGAAACACCUGUCCUUCAUGGAGCUGAUUUUAGCUCCUGUCUUUUCAAAAUGGCUGAGGGAGUUCCUACACACACUUUUUCCCUGGAGGCCAAGUCUAGGGGUAGAAAGGGGAGGGGCAGGGCUACCAGGUAGCAGUUGACGACCAAAGGCCUGAGCAGUGGCCCUCAGUGUCAUCUGUCCACAGAGCUAUCUGCCAAGACGACCACUGACCCACAUCUGGUCUUGGUUGUUGGUCUCAGGUUUCUCCUGCCACCUGCAAGCCCCAUUCCGUUCCUACAGGUCUCUCGGCCAUCUGUAAGUCCUUUGUGAAGACGUGGGUGACACGAGGGUACAGGAAAACCCAUUCCUCAACCCAGAUCCACGUCUCAACUGCUUCUACUCUGCGUUGGCGUUCAGGAAGACAGGCACAGUUCUCUCUAACCAUAGAAACACCUCCCGGCAUCAAGGAUUCCAGUCAGGUCUCUAUCCCAACUGAUCAGGGAGAGAAGGGCAGACCUAUUGUCAAAGACCACCAUGUCCAAGCUCUGAUGGCUCCCCACUGGCUGCCACCACAGGGGCUUUGGGCUGGUCUGGGUCAUGGGGAAGCAUCCCCCUUACUGCUGGUCAGAUACCAAAUCUCCUGGAUUUGGCAUCUAUGUUGGUACAACUCCUGGCCUUUUCUCUAAAGGCCUUUGGCUUUUAUAAAUCACAAGCCAGUAAUACAUCCCCCCCCCCCCCCCCUGCCACCGCUCUGUUUUUUGCUGUGUCAUCUCUGCCUUGAGACCGUGCUUGCCUUAAGAGAGUGAGCCAAUUAACAGCUGCCUGAAUUGUCAUUUUCCAUUUCGGUUUGUUAGAGGUGGGAAGGGUGGGUUUUGAGAAGGUUCAAAGCAAUACCCAAAGUAAAGGGAAAUAUCAGACAAGAUGUUAUCAUUUUUAUAGAUGUUCUCCUGCCACACAAAGAAUUUGGGCUGCAAGGAUAAGGCAAAGGCUCCAAUCCUAUUUCUCCUAGGAUGCAUUCUUCGAGAGCCUGGCCAGAGUUCCGAGGCCCGCGAGCGUCAGCUGUUGUUUUAUUUCCCAACAAAGCCCUCUGACAAAUGAGACCUCAGCAGUUCUGGGAGCCACGUAGAGACAGCCUUGGCGAGGGGACCCGAGGCCCUGAGCCAGCAGCUGCCAUCUGGAAAUUCUUCUUUUAGCCUCUCCUUAGAGGUGAAUGUGAAAGAAGCCCCUCAGGCACCCGCUGAAUUUCUGAGGCCUUGUUAAAGCUCGGAAGUGGCUUAGGCAUUUGGGAAAUGUGGUUUACAUCAUAAAGAACUUGAAUUGAAAUGUUUUCUAUAGAAACAGGUGCUCGGUGUACUGUGUUAUACUUGGUGUUGGUCAUUUCUCAGUCCUGGGCUCUAUCAUUUUAGAACCUUGUCAGUUAUUUAAGAUUAUAACUGGCCCUGCAUUAAAAUAAUGUAUCUUGAUGUCAGAUUUUACCUGUUUGCUGCUGAGAACAUCUCUGCCUAAUUCACCAAAGCUGGACCUUCAGUUCAACGCACUUCCUUGGCUUUUCGUGGUUGUCUAACAUUUCCAUGAAAACAAAGAAACUAACCGGUUUUGCCUUGAGAGAGUGAGCCAAUUAGCUGUAACCAAACAAAGGAACAAACUUUGUUUGGUUACAGCAUUCAGGGGAGCAUUUUUUCUGUGACACACAGCAACAUCCCAAAGAAAUAAACAAGCAUGACAAGAAAACCCUAAAUGCUACCGUUCCAAAAAGCAACUUAACGUCUUUUUUAUAUUGGGUGCAAAAGGUCACCCAACUUCCUAUGAUGAAAUUUUAAAUUAAUGGGUGCCUUUCGGCAUCAUUUGCUUCCUUAUCUACACUAGAGUCAGAAAUCUGCAUUUUUUAUUCUUUUAUAUGACUUGUAAUUUAAAAAUGUAUAUAGAUUUGAGUAUGGUCCUGUUGUGUUCUCUCCAACCUACUGUCUCCAUAAAGGUGACUGUUUUCUCUAUUAGAAAUGUGUCUCUCCUCACAGCACCAAGAUUCCAAGUCUUUUGCUCCCGUGGUAUCAGGAGUGGCAGAUCACGGGCAGGGGUCCUCAGAGAGCACCUUAGAAACCUCACUUAACCGCUGGAUUCAACCCCUUUCUCACUGACUUGGUCACAAAUUUUCUGGCAUAUCCUGCCUUAUCGUGAGCUCUUUUGUCUCUUUCUAGGCCUAUAUUUAAAAAAAAAAAAA